Messenger RNA from Momordica charantia (bitter melon), 682 nucleotides. RefSeq lists its product as uncharacterized. NCBI's taxonomy places the organism in Eukaryota, Viridiplantae, Streptophyta, Magnoliopsida, Cucurbitales, Cucurbitaceae. Gene Ontology annotation, biological process: endoplasmic reticulum unfolded protein response. Gene Ontology annotation, cellular component: endoplasmic reticulum. The record is from RefSeq and is a predicted model, not a curated record.
GCUACAAGCAUUCAACCGUUGUAAUAUAAACUUUUUCAAAUUUAGGAAUAUAUAGUUUAAUAUGACUAAUCCAAAGGAAAAUAAUAAUAAAUAAUAAGGAAAAGAAAAAAUGGAAGCUAGGUUUCGUCUCCAUCAUCCAGAGCUCUGAGCUGAUUUCGGUUCAUCACCGCACGGAUUACGAAAAUCAAACUCCUCUCUCUUUCAAUCAUGACCACUUCGAAGCGUGUAGCGGAGAGGAAAGUUGCCAAGUUCGAGAAGAAUAUCAGCAAAAGGGGAUUAGUUCCAGAGCAAGCCUCGUCCAAGAAGGGAUACGACUACCCCGUUGGUCCCAUUCUUCUAGGGUUUUUCCUCUUCGUCGUUAUCGGAUCAUUCCUGUUUCAGAUAAUUAGAACUGCAACAAGUGGGGGGAUGGCAUGAGACCUGAUACUGGAAACUCAGUUUUGUAUGGUAUGGCAGCCCACUCAAUGCCAUGACUUACUUUGUAAGUACCAUGUUUAGUAGAAUGUAAGUUAAAGCCUGAAUGAUUUACCUAACAAACAAAUCCCUUCCCGACUUGUACAAUUGCGCAUAAAUCGUUUUCUAGAAAACAUGUGUAGUAUAGUAUAUUUGUAAAUGGCACACUCUUGGAUGACAAUUAGUUCUUGGUUCAGUUGCUAAAAGGAAACAGUUCAUUCCUUCUAAA